AUGUACAAUCAUGAAAAAUUACCAUCUGAAUGGUUCUCAUCACGCAAACGACCUCGAUCAUAUCAUUUUAUGCCGCCAAUGUCUCGACCUGUAUCAAAAAACUUUAAUCGAAUAUCUGACUUUAUAUUUCCUGAUACUAUUCAUGUUCGUCUUGCACAAGAACAACAGCAACAGCAGUGGCAGCAACAACAACAUCCGGGAUAUCGACAUUAUCAAAGAGCUGAAAAUUUCAGUUUACCUAUAUUAAAUAGGCGAAGUCUCAAUCAACAUGAUUUAAUUAUUGUUGAACGUUUACCUUUUCAAGAACUUGCUAAUGGUGACUUUCUCUAUCGUGAACAACAUGCACAGGAACAACAAAAACGACGGUAUCAAUCGGAUCGGCAAAUUAGACGUCGUUAUUCUUCGAUCGUUGAUGAACGUCGAGCACCAUUCCACGAGAAAACGCCUACAGAAUUAGUUGCUCGAUCAUCUGCGUUUCGAGAACGGAUGCGUGAUCGACGAAAACGUCAUACAACUGAUAAUGCAUAUCAUUCAUUAAUGAAAUCAAUGUUAGAAGAAGAUGAAUCUCAAUUGAUUAAUGAAGCUGAUGAACCUAAUUAUAUACUUUCUUAUACAACUACACUUGAUCCUAUUUCGGAUUCAGAAUCUAUGACAUCAUUGCGCCAACAACAACAACAACAACAAAUUACGAAUCAUAUUUCAUCAGAACAAUGGAAACAACCAGCUCAUGGUCGAGUACCAACCAAUGGUACUGUACCAGUAAUGAUUGAACGUGAACAUCCAAGACAACGAGAACAUAGCUCAUCAAUUAGCAGUCGAGAUUCAUCCAGCGAUACAGAUAUCACUGAAAGACAUCCAGCAACAAUGAAAGUAAUUCAAUAUCAACAAGAUUCAUCGUUUACUAAUUCAUCAAACGGCCAUCCGGCUACUUCUAUGCAUCGCCAAGCCGUUUGGGAACGUCUUCAAUCUGAUCCUAUUCGUUUCCGACAUCAACCUGACAUAUUCAUUCCCAUUAGCCCAGCAGCAGUAGACACAAACAAUCAAGAAACAACUUCCUAUUCUAAUAACAAUCAGAUCCCUUCAUCACCAUUUGAUAACGAAGUUGAUUAUCCAGCGAACAAUCAAGUAUUAUCUCAACCAGCAAAUGAAUCAGCUCAUCAUGUUUCAUUGUGCGUGAAUGAUUUACAUACCACGUUAUUUAUUGAUGAAGAUGCGCUCAAUAAUACAAAGACAUCAAUCAAUAGUAAUAACAAUAAUGGCAAAGCAACCAUAAAGAUAUUUAUCGAUCGAAUCAUUAGACGAUUACAACAUUUUAAACGAUCGCUCGAUGGUGGCUUAACACAUGUACGAAAAAGAAAUACAUUAGUAAAUGGAUCGAUAAUUACAGCUGACUAUCAUUCUAAAAAUGCAAUUACAAGAAGAAAAAAAGAAUUAGUUUCAUCGAAUGAUUAUAAUCGUCAACAAAAUACUUUACGGUCAUCAUCGUUUGAUACAAACGAAGAAAAUAAACUUGUUCGACCCUAUUUUUUAAUACGACCACAAUCAGUACUUCUGUUGCCCAAUGAAAUAGCUAAAUUCAAAUGUUGCUUUGGUGGAGAUCCACUUCCAACGAUUGUUUGGUCUCAUAAUGAUUCGCGUAUACCUGAAAUACUGGCUGCUGGCGGUUCAACAUCUGCACAAUAUCAAACACAUAAACUUCAUGAGUUAUAUUAUUUGGAUGUUGGACCGGUUAGUGCUCGUGAUAAUGGCCAAAUAAAAUGUACAAUUAUGAAUAGAUACGGUCGAGAAGAAGCAAUCGCUCAAAUAAUUGUUGUCGCUUCAGCCUCCGAAGCCACACCCUGCAUUACACAACCACUCAGUGAUAUAACUAUAGUUGAAGGUCGUCCCUUAAAGUUAUCGUGUUGUAUUUUCGGAUUACAAGUCUCAGUUAACUGGUUUCAUAAUGGCAAAUUGAUUUCAUCAACAACACAAUCAAAAACAGAUUACAAUGGUGAAAAUGCGAUUUUUACUCUUUCUCGUUGUAUGAGAACAGAUGUUGGUAAUGUUGAUUGUCUUGUUAAAAAUCGUUUUGGAGAAGCAAGAACCAGUUGCCGUAUAGAAGUAGCCAAUGAUCCUGAAUUCGACCGGUGA
This is a messenger RNA of Rotaria socialis, 2130 nucleotides long. The record is from the annotation of a GenBank genome assembly. Lineage: Eukaryota; Metazoa; Rotifera; Eurotatoria; Philodinida; Philodinidae.